This is a messenger RNA of Schistosoma margrebowiei, 780 nucleotides long. Lineage: Eukaryota; Metazoa; Platyhelminthes; Trematoda; Strigeidida; Schistosomatidae. The record is from the annotation of a GenBank genome assembly.
AUUGAGAAUUGAGCACUUUGUUUGAAGUCGUGCCCGUUUGCGAAGUUAUCCCUAAGAAAUGGCUGCAAGAUACCGAGAUGUUGGCACGAAGGUAUACAUUGGUGACCUCCCUAGAGAGGCAUCUGAACGAGAACUAGAACGCAUAUUCCGGGAGUACGGAAGGUUGCGUAACGUAUGGGUUGCGAGAAACCCACCUGGCUUUGCUUUUGUUGAAUUCGAAGAUGCUGCAGAUGCCAGCGAUGCAGUGCGUGAACUUGACGGAACAGUUAUGUGUGGUGUCCGAGCCCGUGUUGAACUGAGCACUGGAAAGUCGCGACAGAAGCCGUGGGUACGUGGAGGUGGUGGUGCGCGUAAUGGUGGAGGACGUGACAAUGGAGUUGGUUCUCGCCGUAUGAAACCGUUUGACCCAACAGAUCGGUGUUACGAGUGUGGAGAACGCGGACAUUAUGCCUACGAUUGUCGUCGUCGGAGUGGUGGGCCGGGUGGUCCAAAUGGACGCAGCAGGCCUGAAGGCCGAAGAAGGUCGAGGUAAUUCAUCUUACUCGCAUGUCGUCUGGUAUCGUCUCGGCUACCAUGAUACGUUAUCAACUGUAUCAGUUUUAUCAUCCAAUGUAACAGCUCAGUCAAAUGCUGGUGCUCUAAAUUCCGUAGCGGUGACUCGUCACUAGCACACGGAAUGUACUAUGAAAAGACUGGUCUCCAUAGGCACUUCAUUCAGAAAUUGGCAUCUUUGACUUCAUUGCGGCGGGCAUAAACUGCCUUACAUCUCGGCAUCUGUGA